UGUCAGGAAGCAGAAUAUCUUUAAAUUUGGCUUUAAAUGAGCGAGAAUGUGGCUAAUUAUAGUGGACUAUAUGCUUUAUAUUGGUUAUUGUGCGUAAACACACUGAUGGUGUGUUUCUCUCCCCCCUUUCUGUGGCCUCGAUCGCCCGCCAGCCCUCAAAAACCCUCGUCGCGGCAGCUGCCGAGCGCGACCUCUCUCCUCCUUCCCUCGCUGCCGAUUCGCUCCCUCGCCCGGCGACUCUGUUUUCCGAGGAACCGGUUUGCUGGGUGACGGAGCAGGUGCUUCAAGGGUUUGAUGAGUAAAUACGCGCCGGCUUCAGACGGCAUUGAAGCGCCAAGGAGCGGAGUGGAAUUUUCCCAAGAUGAAACGAGUGGGUGACAGGACGGGGAGAAUCCAGCUGUACUGGAGAGGAGUGCUGCCAGACAGGAAAGACCACACCGCCUGUUUCCAGGCUAAGACCCCCGAUGAGGAGGCCUGCGUGGGGGUGAAGAUCGAGAGCUCCACAGCUCUAGGCAGCAGCCCGGCGAGCGAGCGCAAAGGGCCGCCCAGCGUGCAGGAGUGUCUGAGGCGGGCGGGCGGUGGCGGAGCGGCAAGCAAGAGCAGGGGAGGGGUCAAUGGAAGAGGCCCCGGCAACAGGCCGCGGCUUCCGAGUAAACCACAAGUGCCUCCAAAGCCGCCGCAUCUCCAGAGCCCCGUGACGGAGCUGCCGCCCCCACUGGGCCACCUCCAGAAGCCACCGCCCGCGUCCAGCAUGGAGGAGGGAGGCGGAGGAAGGGGGGGAGGAACAGGAGGAGGAGGAGGCGCGGGAAAGGGAGCUGUGAACCGCGAGAGGCUGAGGGAGAAGCAGUCGAAAGUGUCAGACCUCAUCAGCCGCUUUGAGGGAAACAGCAACACAGAGAGCAAGCGAGACGAGUCGCCGCUCAGGAACACCGUCAAGCCGAGCGGCUGCGGCCCGGCUCCCCGCCCCAACGGGAGGCAGGCGGACGCCGGCAGGAUCCAGGAGAACCACUCCUCGGCGCCGGCGGCGCCGGAGCAGGAUGAGCGCAGGCCCGCGGCCAACGGGGUGCUAGUGCAGAUGGAGCAGGGCACAGAGCGAGCGGAGACGAACGACCAGACGGCCGAGCUGGUAAAUGGAGACGCGGGGGACGGGGGCAUGGAGCGGCGUGAGGACCAUUCACCUCCGCACACGGACGGAAUGGGCUCAGGAGGCCUCACGGACUCUGUGGACAGCGAGAGCAAGACCGAGACGGAGGCGGAGACCAAGCAUGAAGAAGGCAGCACAGAGCACAAGGAGACGAACGAGGAGAAGCUGUUUAAGAUCGCCAACGAGCUGCUGCAGACGGAGAAGGCCUACGUGGCCAGGCUGCAUCUGCUGGACCAGGUUUUCUGUGCUAAGCUAACGGAGGAGGCCACCAAGGGGACGUUCCCCGCGGACGUACUGAAGCACAUCUUCUCCAACACCUCCUCCAUCUACGCCUUCCACAGCGGGUUUCUGCUGCCUGAUUUGGAGAAACGCAUGGAACAAUGGCAGUCCAACCCCCGCAUCGGGGACAUCCUGCAGAAACUAACGCCCUUUCUCAAGAUGUACGCGGAGUAUGUGAAGAAUUUCGACAACGCGAUGGAGCUGUUGAAACACUGGACGGAGCGCUCGCCUCAGUUCAAGAGUAUCAUUCAGGACAUACAGAGUCAGGAGAUCUGCGGCUGCCUGACGCUUCAGCAUCACAUGCUGGAGCCGGUGCAGAGGGUCCCUCGAUACGAGAUGCUGCUGAAGGACUAUCUGAAGAAGCUACCUCAGGACGCGCCCGAUCGGCGAGACGCAGAGAAAUCGCUCGAAUACAUCGCCACCGCAGCGACGCACUCCAACUCCGCCAUACGGAAAACCGAGAACCUGAAGAAAGUGAUAGAGAUCUACGAGAUGCUGGGCGAGGAGGAGGACAUCGUCAACCCCUCCAACGAGUUCAUCAAGGAAGGCCACAUCCUGAAGCUGGCGGCCAGGAACACCUCGGCCAUGGAGCGAUACCUCUUCCUGUUCAACGACAUGCUGCUGUACUGCGUGCCCAAGUUCAGCCUCGGCGGGCCCAAGUACACGGUGCGGACGCGUAUCGGCAUCGACGGCAUGAAGGUGCUGGAGACGAGCAACGACGACUACCCUCACACCUUCCAAGUGUCGGGAAAGGAGAGGACACUGGAGCUGCAAGCCAGCUCAGAGCAAGACAAAGCCGACUGGAUUAAGGCGUUCCAGGAAACCAUCAGCAUCUUCCAGCAAAAGAAUGAGUCAUUCAAGAACGCCUUGAAGGACGUGGAGGAAGUGUCGAAAGCAGAGCUGGGCAAGCGCGCCCCAAAGUGGAUCCGCGACAACGAGGUGACGAUGUGCAUGAGGUGCCAGGAGCCUUUCAACGCGGUGACGCGGCGGCGGCACCACUGCAGAGCCUGCGGCCACGUGGUGUGCUGGAAAUGCUCGGACUACAAGGUGACCCUCGAAUACGAGGCCCACAAGACCAACAGAGUGUGCAAGAACUGCUUCCAAUGUCUGAACGGAAAAACGGUGACCGGGGGCAAGAAGAAGGGCAUCCUAGAGAUCGAGGCGGCGCAGUUCGCGGACAGCAGCAUCAUCUGCGGCUUCCUGCAGUACUGCAGCGAGAAGAACAAGCCGUGGCAGAGGAUGUGGUGCGUGAUCCCCGAGAAGGAGGGCGUGGUGCUCUACCUGUACGGAGCCCCUCAGGACGUGAAGGCCCAGUCCACCGUCCCCCUGCUGGGUUACUCCGUGGAGGACACGGACCCCCCGUGCAGCUUCCGCCUCUCCCAGUCCAAGUUCGUCCACAACUUCGCCGCUGAAUCCGAGGAGCUGAAGCAGCGCUGGCUGAAGGUCAUUCGAGUGGCGGUGACGGGGGAGGUGCCCGAGCGCCCGCACGCCAACGGCAGCAACGCAAGCAUCGCGGACAACAACAACACGCAGGAAGUGGCUGCCGACGCCACAUAGGUGUGCGAACAUGCUAGAAGAAGGGACGCGUACGUCAAGAACCCCCUCCCGCGUCGCUGUCCUGGGACCUUUAGGACGAUAUGUGCUGGAUAAGCUGCUCUUCCUGUCACCGUUCCCCACUUUUCUUCUGGAAUCGCCUGGUGGCACCACGCAGGAAUCGAUGAUUCACUGCUCGGGCCGCGCUGGAGGACACGUUGCUACAAUCAACACUAGAGCAGAGGGGCCUCAGGACUCAUUGACUUCCCUUUAAGUCCCUCUGUCAACUCUGCCUGAGCCAUCGGACCUUUACAAACUCAUGGUGUCCUUUAAGGGAUCUGAGCAAAAAGAGCAUUCUGCUGGUGCUGUAACUUGUACAGAAUAAAUGUUUUACUGGUUUGUUUUUCAAAGGAACUGUUGUUUUUAAUGUACAAAAAUCAGCCUGGAUUUUGUUUUGUUCUGUAAUACAGAAAACACGUCUUCAUAGUAUUUCCCCCAUGUUUUUGCUCAAGAGGAUGAUAAAACGGGAAAAUGACAGAGAUUGAUCAAACGCUGGCUGGUCUCUCCUCGGCUUUGCUCUUAGAUGCACCUGUUCUUUGGUUUUUCUCUAGGUUUUCUAUGAAUUUGCACAUGUUUUGCUGCAGACGGACCACGGAACGAGGGAGAACGUGUGUUUUGUUGUAUUGCAAUGACAAUGCACCUUUUAUAAAUGACGUAAACCUUUUGUUUUUAUUUGGCUCAUGUAGUUUGUCGAAUACCUGACAAAUGAACUUGCAUAGUUGCGUUCUUGUCAUAAUGUCCCUGUCAAUCAACAUUGCUCAUUGACUGUUGGGGUAUUUCCGAGUCUCGAGAACUAGGAGGUGUUGGUAUAACAGCAGGCUGAGGGCAAAUAAAAAGCUGAACGUCAAUCGAUGAAAAGGACAGUGUGUAGUUCGUACAUUGAAACAUGAAAGUCCGGGUCCUACAUUACCCACAAUGCAUCUAGAUGGUUUUACUUUUUUUCAUCUGUCCGAUAACUUACACGUCACUUAGAAAGAGAAAAUACCUUAAAUUGGUCACAGCUCAAGCAUUACAAUAAAUAAGUCUAGGUGUCAGUCAGUGUUCCCAUAAGUGUCAAUACUGUGGAAACAGUAAAGCAAAUGCUCUAUCUGGUUUCUACGUAGGUCUGUGUUUUUCAUACAUUGCUAUUGCCCACAUAUUGCAACUGUGUAAUCUGUUAUGAUCAUAAACAAAGGAUAAGUGAUGGUCUAGGUUGAGAUCCUCAUCAUAUUUGUAUGGCAGGUUUUUAUUCGGAUGGCAGAUAUCGCAAGCAUGUUGUGAGAAGUGUAAAUGUAUGUUUUAAUGCUGUAAUUAAUUUUAUUUAAAAUUAAUUAAUUUUAUUAUUUAAAAUUAAUUAAUUUAUAGAGAAUUGAACAUGAGGUGCGAGCAGCACAUAUUUGUUCCCACGUUAUCCACAAAGUGCUGUUAGUGCAGCUGACUUGUUUGGGAGAUGCUGGUGGAGUCUUCAGUGUGAACGGCCAGUCAGUGGAUGGACGCUGUGUGUAUGUGCAAGUGUGUAUUUGGGGGGAAAUGUGCCUAAAUUUUUCAGUGAGCAUGUUUCGUUACAUGGCUGCGAGUUCUCCCUGUGCUCAAUUCUGGUGCUCACCCCAGUCUCACCCUGAAGUCUUUCCUCUGCUCAGUAUUUAAAUAAUAAUAAAAAAAGAAUAAGAGCACAAAACCUCUGUCUGUAGGAUCUGAAUGUAUAUGCAGAUAUUUAUGUCCUAUGAUCCCCUUUCCCCAGAUCUGAGAAUCUGCGCACUUUACACUUGCAUAAAGUGUACCUUCAAAGGAAAUAAAACAAGAUGAAACAUGA
Betta splendens (Siamese fighting fish) is the source of this 4808-nucleotide messenger RNA. It is a transcript of the gene fgd4a, whose product is annotated as FYVE, RhoGEF and PH domain containing 4a. The transcript is spliced from 18 exons. Gene Ontology annotation, cellular component: cytoplasm. Gene Ontology annotation, molecular function: guanyl-nucleotide exchange factor activity; metal ion binding. The coding region runs from base 362 to 2980 and encodes 872 amino acids. Gene Ontology annotation, biological process: cytoskeleton organization; filopodium assembly. Lineage: Eukaryota; Metazoa; Chordata; Actinopteri; Anabantiformes; Osphronemidae. The record is from RefSeq and is a predicted model, not a curated record.